CGGAACCCCCCUCUUCAAGUGCCUCUUCCCUCUCCGCGACCCGGCCCUGGCGCCCGAGAGGAUCCCUGGGUGGGGGUGGGCGUGGAGGGCCGGGGGCUGGAGGGGCACUCGGCCCCGGAAAGUGCAGCAGACAGGGCUGGCCCCGAGGCGGAUGCGGCCCCGGAGAAUGGGCGGCUGGGGGGUGUCCAGGGAGUAGGGUCGGGUCGGAGUGUAUGGACCACCGGGCCCGGAGGGUCCGAGCCGAGAGCGGAGCCUGCACCCUCCACCACUCGCCCUUCGGGAAAUAUCAGAACUGAGCCAGGAGGCAGGUGCACCGGGAAAAUGUGUCUGAGUCCUGCUUGGCAGAAGAGAAACUGAGUCACCAGCUUAGGAGUCGCAGGAAAAUUGGAACUAUAAUAUUCUUCUCCCACAUGAAGAUAGUAACAAUGGCAGUCGUUUAGCGGUUGCUUACUUUGCGUUCAGCGCUGACAUAUCCCAUUCCAUGUAAUUCUCUCAACAUUUCGAGGGUGGAGGGAUCAUUAGCUCUGUUUAACAGAUACAAAAACGGAGGCCCAGAGAGGACGUGGAAUUUGUUCAAGAUAACAUCGCUCAUGAGGUGGCUGGACUGGGUGCUCAUAAGGUGGUUUGAGCCCUGGUCUGACUCAAGUCCAUGGCCUUAACCAGAAGGCUAACCUGCCUUUAGGGCAUACUCCCCAGUGGGAGAAGAGGAAGGUGAAAAAUCAUAGGGCCCCAGCUCUCCAUGUGAUAUUUCGUUCACGUGAGGCCAGCAAAGACUUGACCUGACCCAACCCAGUUUCUCCUCUGGGGCCCCUGCGGCCUCUGGCCCCAGACUGAAGGGAUACCAAAGAAGUGGGCUGCAGCUAUUUCAAAUCUCCUUCACGCAGUGCGUGGGUGCUGGACUCUGGGGUCAGCUUUCAAGACAAUUACUGUUUUGGUCCGUCAUGCAUCCAUCCUCAUUAAUGAAUCGGCCCCCUCCGAAGAGCUGGACCCUAAGAUGUGUGAGGCAGGCUCUCUAAGGUCUAGUGUCCCAGCUCCCCUCUAGCUGCCUGUGAGCUGGGGCGGUGAGGUGCUAUGGCUGAGGCUGGCCCAGCCGGUCCCUGGGGACAGGGACUAUGAAGUGGGGAAAAUAGUAGACUUGGAGUUCUGAAACUUUUCUGAGCUUCGGUUUCCUCAUCUGUUCGAGAGGUCUUUGAAACCUCUCAGGGAAAGCUGCUGCCGCCCACCCCUCGUCUUCUGGCCGCCUCCCUUUUUGUGCCCCGCAGGCUCCCCCUCUCCACCUCCUGGGGCCCAUCAUGAAUGGUGCCCCUUCCCCAGAGGACGGGGCCACCCCCUCGUCUCCCCCGCUGCCCCCACCCCCGCCCCCUAGUUGGCGGGAGUUCUGUGAGUCCCACGCCCGGGCUGCAGCUCUGGACUUUGCCCGCCGUUUUCGCCUCUACCUGGCCUCCCACCCCCAAUAUGCGGGGCCCGGGGCCGAGGCUGCCUUCUCCCGCCGUUUUGCCGAGCUCUUCCUGCAGCACUUUGAGGCCGAGGUGGCCCGGGCCUCUGGCUCCCUGUCGCCACCCAUCCUGGCUCCCCUGAGCCCUGGUGCGGAGAUUUCGCCACAUGACCUGUCCCUUGAGAGCUGCAGGGUGGGUGGGCCCCUGGCUGUGCUGGGCCCUUCUCGAUCAUCUGAGGACCUGGCCGGCCCCCUCCCUUCCUCAGUCUCUUCCUCCUCUACAACCUCCUCCAAGCCGAAGCUCAAGAAGCGCUUCUCCCUGCGCUCAGUGGGUCGCUCCGUCCGAGGCUCAGUCCGUGGCAUCCUGCAGUGGCGGGGGACCGUUGACCCUGCCUCCUCGGCUGGGCCCCUGGAGACCUCGUCAGGCCCCCCAGUCUUAGGUGGAAACAGCAACUCCAACUCCUCUGGCGGGGCUGGGACCGUUGGUAGGGGACUGGUCAGUGAUGGAACGUCCCCUGGGGAAAGAUGGACUCACCGUUUUGAGAGGCUGAGACUCAGUCGGGGAGGGGGCACCUUGAAGGAUGGAGCAGGGAUGGUGCAGAGGGAAGAGCUGCUGAGUUUCAUGGGGGCUGAGGAGGCAGCCCCUGACCCAGCUGGAGUGGGCCGGGGAGGAGGGGUGGCUGGGCCUCCUUCAGGGGGAGGAGGGCAGCCUCAGUGGCAGAAGUGUCGCCUGCUGCUUCGAAGUGAAGGAGAAGGAGGAGGAGGAAGUCGCCUGGAGUUCUUUGUACCACCCAAGGCCUCUCGGCCCCGACUCAGCAUCCCCUGCUCUUCUAUCACAGACGUCCGGACAACCACAGCCCUGGAGAUGCCUGACCGGGAGAACACGUUUGUGGUUAAGGUGGAAGGUCCCUCCGAGUAUAUCCUGGAGACAGUGGAUGCCCAGCAUGUGAAGGCCUGGGUGUCUGACAUCCAAGAAUGCCUGAGCCCAGGACCCUGCCCUGCUACCAGUCCCCGCCCCAUGACCCUCCCUCUGGCCCCUGGGACCUCAUUCCUUACAAGGGAGAACACAGACAGCCUGGAGCUGUCCUGCCUGAAUCACUCGGAGAGUCUACCCAGCCAGGACCUGCUGCUUGGACCCAGCGAGAGCAAUGACCGCCUGUCGCAGGGGGCAUAUGGGGGCCUCUCAGACCGCCCCUCGGCAUCCAUCUCCCCAAGCUCUGCCUCCAUUGCCGCCUCCCAUUUUGACUCGAUGGAACUGCUUCCCCCAGAGUUGCCCCCCCGCAUCCCCAUUGAAGAGGGACCCCCAGCAGGGACAGUUCAUCCCCUCUCAGCCCCCUACCCUCCCUUGGACACUCCAGAAACAGCCACAGGGUCCUUCCUGUUCCAGGGGGAGCCAGAGAGCGGUGAGGGGGACCAGCCCCUCUCAGGGUAUCCUUGGUUCCACGGGAUGCUCUCUCGGCUCAAGGCUGCACAGUUGGUGCUGACUGGCGGCACUGGCUCCCAUGGUGUCUUCCUGGUGCGCCAGAGUGAGACAAGGCGGGGUGAAUAUGUCCUCACCUUCAACUUCCAGGGCAAGGCCAAGCACCUGCGUUUGUCGCUGAACGAGGAGGGUCAGUGCCGGGUCCAGCACCUGUGGUUCCAGUCCAUUUUCGAUAUGCUCGAGCACUUCCGGGUGCACCCCAUCCCUCUGGAGUCGGGAGGCUCCAGUGAUGUUGUCCUUGUCAGCUAUGUCCCAUCCUCCCAGCGACAGCAGGAACCGAACACCUCCCAUGACCCACCCCAGCCCCCUGAACCCCCUUCAUGGACAGAUCCCCCACAGCCUGGGGCAGAAGAGGCGUCGAGGGCGCCAGAAGUGGCGGCAACAGCAGCCGCAGCAGCCAAAGAGAGGCAAGAGAAAGAGAAAGCGGGCGGUGGAGGGGUCCCGGAAGAGCUGGUCCCCGUGGUUGAGCUGGUCCCCGUGGUUGAAUUGGAAGAGGCCAUAGCCCCAGGCUCAGAGGCCCAGGGCGCUGGGUCUGGUGGGGAUGUGGGGGUGCCCCCAAUGGUGCAGCUGCAGCAGUCACCACUAGGGGGUGAUGGAGAGGAAGGGGGCCACCCCAGGGCCAUUAACAACCAGUACUCCUUUGUGUGAGCCGACCCCACCCGCUCCACCCUUUUUAAGCCCCCCAGCCCUGCUUGUUAGAUUGGGCUGGGUAGGGACAGAGGAGGCCAAAAUCCCUCCCCCAUGCUUCCUGACCCUUGUCAGCCAAGGGCAUCUUCGAUGGUACAAGCAGAGGCUCGGGAGAGGCUCCCGUCACACACUACAGGUCCCUUCCCCAGGGCAGGGGAUUUGGGCUCCAUGAGCUCCCUGAGGGGCUCUUCUGGUCAGCCCCACCCUGGGGGCCAUUUCCCCAUUAACCACCCCCAGCCCGAGGCAGGGCGAGGGGGAAGGGCUGUCAGUUACAUUAAGGUGGUUGUUGUUGUUGUUUUAAACAAAAUGGAGAAGCAUAAAUAAAUAAAAAGGUUUAUCUCGGUUCUAUUGUGA
Molecule: messenger RNA, 3956 nt
Organism: Nomascus leucogenys (northern white-cheeked gibbon)
Lineage: Eukaryota; Metazoa; Chordata; Mammalia; Primates; Hylobatidae
Gene: SH2B1
Product: SH2B adaptor protein 1
Exons: 10
Coding region: 1293-3563 (756 amino acids)
Biological process (GO): intracellular signal transduction
Cellular component (GO): plasma membrane
Molecular function (GO): transmembrane receptor protein tyrosine kinase adaptor activity
Source: RefSeq, a predicted model, not a curated record